Emys orbicularis (European pond turtle) is the source of this 594-nucleotide messenger RNA. RefSeq names its product olfactory receptor 10AG1-like. Gene Ontology annotation, molecular function: olfactory receptor activity. Gene Ontology annotation, cellular component: plasma membrane. Bases 1 to 594 code for a protein of 197 amino acids. The record is from RefSeq and is a predicted model, not a curated record. Gene Ontology annotation, biological process: G protein-coupled receptor signaling pathway; detection of chemical stimulus involved in sensory perception of smell. Lineage: Eukaryota; Metazoa; Chordata; Testudines; Emydidae. The transcript has a single exon.
AUGGCAUAUGACCGCUAUGUGGCAAUAUGCAACCCCCUGUGUUAUCCCAUGAUUAUGAACAAGAAGGUGUGUGUCCUGCUGGCAGCCACUUCCUGGACUAUCGGCAUCCCGGCCCAGGUAGUGCAGACAAGUUUGGUGUUCACCUUACCCUUCUGUAGCUCCAAAAAGAUCAACCAUUUCUUCUGUGACUCAGCCCCUCUGCUGUUGCUGGCCUGUGCUGACACCUCCAUGAAUGAAACCUUGACUUACAUGGUGGUCACUUUCUUUGGAAUGGUGCCCUUUGCCCUGAUUCUCUUGUCCUACGUCCGGAUCAUUGCCACCAUCAUCAAGAUGACAUCAGCUGAGGGCAAGAGGAAAAUCUUCUCCACCUGCUCCUCCCAUCUCAUCGUUGUGGCUUUAUUCUAUGGUUCUGGCAUUAUCCUUUAUUUACAACCCAGGUCCAGUGAGUUUCCAAACAGUGGUAAACUUCUCUCCCUGUUUUACACUGUUUUGCCUGCCAUGUUGAAUCCUUUUAUCUACAGCCUAAGGAACAGGGAAAUCCAAACAGCCUUGAGGAGACAUAUGUGGCACAAAAUGGUUCCCUGCUAUCCCUGA